Messenger RNA from Paramecium sonneborni, 241 nucleotides. The record is from the annotation of a GenBank genome assembly. Lineage: Eukaryota; Ciliophora; Oligohymenophorea; Peniculida; Parameciidae.
AAUGCACGCAGAUUCAUUUCUAAACAACAAAUAUUCUAGUUUUAAUCGUUCUUUAUGUAAAAUUAAAUCUUAUUCCUUUUAACAUUAUUCAACACAUAAAGUUCGUCCUAAUUUCAAAUUGAAAAUAAUAAACAAUGACGUCAUAAUGGUCAAUUAAUAUAACUAAUCCCCCAAAAACAUUUAAAACAAUAAUCUCUUUUCACAACCGAUAACUAAAUAAUCAUUGUUAAAAUCUGAUUGA